UUUGCGCUCUUGCUUUCUGAUUCACAACAUCAAGUUUUGUCGACAUCCUACCAUACAUUUGACCAUUUAUAACCUUUCUUUAGGUCUGCAUUCACCGUAAUGUCGUCAUAUAGUUAGCCGAUGAGCGACACUAACGGAUUCGUUGGUAACGUUAGGUGAUGUUUUGACGGUGAACCGGAGAUCUCUGCAGGGAUUCGAGUCGUCAGAAGAUGGCCCCUACCAAGAUGAAACUGCGUGUUCGGAGGCGGGAGAGCGGAGGAGGUGGCCAGGAACAGGAAGAAACCUCCAAGACCUCCUCUCAGUCCGUGUCGGCCGAGGCGUCUCCUGACUCUAAAUGCCCAAUCUGUCUGGACCGCUUCAACAACAUGUCUUACCUGGACAGGUGCCUCCAUCGCUUCUGCUUCCGCUGCAUUCAGGAGUGGAGCAACAACAAGGUGGAAUGUCCUCUGUGUAAACAGCCAUUCUCCUCCAUCCUUCACUCGAUCAAGGCCCAGGACAACUUUAAAGAGUUUACUCUCAGGCCACCUCCGGUUCCGGGGGAGAACGGGACCGCAAUGAUGGCCGCUGCCGAAGCAGCCGCCGCUGCCCUGGUGACCGCCAGGGUCGGUGGUAGUCAUGGAGAACGAAGGAGGACGAGGAGAAGAGGAGGAGGAGGAGGGGGGCAGGGGAGAGAGAGGAGACAGUCAGGACGACUGUGGAGAGGGAGGGGCCUCUCUUCUGCUCCUCCUCUCCCUCCUCUUCAUCCCCCUCUUCUACCCAGGCCAGAGGAUGGAGGAAUGAGAGGAGAGAUGGAUGGAGAGGACCCGGGGGUCAUCUUUGAUGGGCUGACUGGUGUGUCCGCCCCCCCACCUCACGAUCGAGGGGUGCAGCGUCUCAUGGUGCGUCUGGCUGCUAGGCGACGGUCCCAGAGAGAGGGGCGCUCCGUAAGACUGCUCCGACCACGGGAGAUGCUUUCCUUCCGCAGGGCGCUCUACCGCAGUGGCGUACGCGUCAGGAACGCCCGCGGGGGCUGCGAGAGGCCCCGUGACAUCACUGCUGCGUUUUACCAGCGGAACCCGGUGGCUCUCCACAGACUCCUCCCCUGGUUACAGCGGGAGCUGACAGUGCUGUACGGCGCCCAUGGCUCAUUGGUCAACAUCGUCCAACGCAUCAUCACCUCGCGAAUCGCACGUCACGACAUGGAGGGAGGGGGUGGGGCCAUCCAGGACGAACUCCGGCCCUUCCUGCUGGCGAGGACUGAUCACUUCCUUCACGAGCUUAUCAGUUUUGCACGUUCCCCUCUCAGUAUGGAAGUGUAUGACCAGCUGUCCAUCUACGACCCUCCAGCGCCGUCCUACGAGGACAGGAUGACAUCAUCAUCUAGCGACACUGACGACUCUGUCAUCGCCAUUUCGGAUGAAGAGGAAGAGGAAGGAGGGUCGGAGGGAGAACGAGAGAGACGGCCGGUGUCGGUAGCAGGAAGUAGCGCUCUGAGCCAAUCUGCUUGGGACGAUGAAACACCAGGACCCUCCUACUCUACAGCUGAGCCGUCCCAAUCCCCCAUGCCGCUGUCGAUCAGCCCAGGGGGGAGGGACUCUGGUCCAGCGGGGGCUAAUCAGAAUCCUGCUCAGGACAUGACAGCGGCAGGAAAUGGAGAGAGGGUUGAGGAGGGAGGAGAGGAAGAGGAGGGGGAACAAUGUAUGAUAGUAGGGUUUGUUAAAGCCAUGGCUGAGAGAACUCCUGAACUGGUCCAACUCUCCUCUGACCCCUCAGACGACGAGGGGGAGAAACAGGAGACGAAAGAGACUGUUCCACAAACAGCGUUAACCCCUCUCUCUCUCGUUGUCCCUCCCCUCUCCAUUCCAGUUCCCCCCAUCUCUCUGAUUAAAAACACCAGCACAGAAAGACAGGGAGGAGGGGGGGAGAGACAGCGAGGAGGGGGGGAGAGAGGACUGGGAGUAAGACAUCUAGACAGAGAGAGAGAGCAGGUAGAAGAGAGACUCCUCUAUUGCCCUCUAGGGGAGAGAAGGGAGGGCAGACACCGAGAGCGGUCGUGUUCAGGAUCGCGGUCCAGAAGCAGACAUCGGUCAGCGAGCGUUUGGUCGCGGUCCGAUCGGUCCAGGAGUUCUGAACGGAGCUGGUCAGCACGGAGCCCCGUGUCCGUACGGAGCGAUGACAGCAGCCAGGAACGGCGCCGGAAGAGACGGGCGAGAGAGCGGGAGAAAAGGAGACAGGAGAAAGGAAGAGGAAGAGGCUCCCACGACAGAGGCUCCCACGACAGAGGCUGCCAUAGACAACACAGCAGAGAGCACAGGAGAGAGACCAGUGGAGGAAGUGAGAGGAGCAGAGGUAGAGAGAGAGAAAGGAUUCCAUAUGAACCAGCCAGGUCCCAAUAUUCUAACACUGGAAUAUUCUUUAGUCCGGAAAACAGCGUCCUCUCCCAUUCCCCGUCCUUAUCCCGGAGUAGUCAGCGAGGACCAGAAUCUCCUGGGGAACACCGGCAUUCCCGGUCCUCUGACAGCCUCUCUUCCUCCAGCUCCCAUCUCUCUGCACACAGACAGCCUUCCCGACAUUCCCCACGCUCCGACAAGCCGGCAGGGAAGAGGAAAUAUAAGACACGGCAUCUGGAAGACCCUUCCUGGGAGCCAUCCAGCUCUGCACGGAGAGAGAGGGGGCGAGGGGGUGAGCGAGAGAGGGGGCGAGGGGGAACAGAGGCCACCGCUAGCCCCCGGAAGAGCAGAGGCAGUCUGGAAGACCCUUCCUGGGAGCCAUCCAGGUCUGCACGGAGAGAGAAGGGGCGAGGGGGCGAGCGAGAGAGGGGGCGAGGGGGCGAGCGAGAGAGGGGGCGAGGGGGCGAGCGAGAGAGGGGGCGAGGCGGGACAGAGGCCACCGCUAGCCCCCGGAGGAGCAGAGGCAGUCUGGAAGAGAGCGUGAAGAAGAGGAGACAUCAGUCCCGCAGCCCCAGUGUCGAAAUCAUCUAUGAAGGCAUGACCGUGACCACUGCUAGCCCCUUACGACCCAAACACAACCGCAAACGCGACGGCAAACACCGGAGAAAACAACGUCACGUCCGCACCCUCCAACGCUCUCCCAUGGUCAUCACUAUAGACAGCGACAGUGACAACAAACACGCGGUCCAAACCACCAGUCUGGAAGAUGACCGCGCUCUGGAUUUCUCUGACCGUCCUUUGACCGUGCCUGGUCUUCCACGAGGCGGCCACAACAUGGACAUGGGGGUUGAUAUCAGUGAUUUUGCGGUCGAUGUUCUCGACCGUUCUCUGAGCGUUUCGGACCAUAACUCGGACAUUGACCACAAUGACGGAAUCGACCAUAAAACGGAGCUCGAUGACGACUGUGUGGUUGACGUUUCUGUCAACGCCAAGGACCGCGUUCUGAACACAAACACUAAUGCGGUCGACCGUCCCCAGAGCGCAGACGGUUAUGUUCUCCCCCAGGUCAAUCUUACCUGUGACCCUGGGGUCGCGACCUCUGACUCUCAUCUCCUAGCGACGAUCCUACAGGACCUAGAACACAUCACACUCCCUAACCUGACUUUUUUCAACAACCUGAACCCAGACCCUAACCACAGCCGUAAUUCAACCACACCGGACCACAGGGAGAACGCCAGGGAGAACGCCAGGGAGAACGCCAGGGAGAACACACCGACUCCCUGGUCCUCUGAGGGAGAGACUAACUUCAACAGCCCUGUUUCACCUUCAGCCAAUCACUCUCCGAGUUCUGAAUCAUUCACAGACUACCACCCUGCUAGUCCUAUAUCUCCUGUAGGUCACCCUGCUAGUCCUAUAUCUCCUGUAGGUCACCCUGCUGGUUCUAUAUCUCCUGUAGGUCACCCUGCUAGUCCUAUAUCUCCUGUAGGUCACCCUGCUAGUCCUAUAUCUCCUGUAGGUCACCCUGCUGGUUCUAUAUCUCCAGUAGGUCACCCUGCUAGUCCUAUAUCUCCAGUAGGUCACCCUGCUAGUCCUAUAUCUCCUGUAGGUCACCCUGCUAGUCCUAUAUCUCUAGUAGGUCACCCUGCUAGUCCUAUAUCUCCAGUAGGUCACCCUGCUAGUCCUAUAUCUCCUGUAGGUCACCCUGCUAGUCCUAUAUCUCCUGUAGGUCACCCUGCUGGUUCUAUAUCUCCUGUAGGUCACCCUGCUAGUCCUAUAUCUCCUGUAGGUCACCCUGCUAGUCCUAUAUCUCCUGUAGGUCACCCUGCUAGUCCUAUAUCUCCUGUAGGUCACCCUGCUAGUCCUAUAUCUCCUGUAGGUCACCCUGCUAGUCCUAUCUCUCCAGUAGGUCACCCUGCAAGUCCUAUAUCUCCUGUAGGUCACCCUGCUAGUCCUAUAUCUCCUGUAGGUCACCCUGCUAGUCCUAUAUCUCCUCUUGGUCACUCUGACAGUCCUAUAUCUCCUAUAGGUCACACUGCUGGUCCUAUAGGUCACUCUGCUGGUCCUGUAGGUCACUCUGCUGGUCCUAUAGGUCACUUUGCUGGUCCUAUAGGUCACUAUGCUAGUCCUAUAUCUCCUAUAGGUCACUCUGCUGGUCCUGUCGGUCACUCUGCUGGUCCUGUCGGUCACUCUGCUGGUCCUAUAGGUCACUCUGCGAGUCCUGUACAUCACAACUCUAGUGCAGUAUCACCCAUUGUCCAGCAUUCUAACAAUCCUUUAUCAUCACCCAUAGCUGGCUCUAUAUCGGUAGAAAACCCCCGCUUACCUUCUAGCACUGGGUCAUCUGUAUCGGCCAGUCCUGUAUCGGCCAGGCAUGAUCAGGAGGGGCCAAUACACUAACACGGUAUACUGCACUGACUGAUCACCUGGACACACACACUAUUACAUGAACUGCCCCACACACACACACACACGCACACAGUCACACACACUUGAACUGCCACACACACCAUUUGAAUAUGCUGAGGUUGUUUAACGUUAUUUGAUUUGAAACCUGUUGUCUUCUACAAAAUGGACUCUUGAAUGAAACUGUCUUUCUGCAGGAAAAAAAAACAAAUAAAAUCACAUUUGACGAUAACUUUA
Molecule: messenger RNA, 5009 nt
Organism: Oncorhynchus masou masou (cherry salmon)
Lineage: Eukaryota; Metazoa; Chordata; Actinopteri; Salmoniformes; Salmonidae
Product: E3 ubiquitin-protein ligase Topors-like
Exons: 9
Coding region: 210-4766 (1518 amino acids)
Biological process (GO): protein monoubiquitination; protein polyubiquitination
Molecular function (GO): metal ion binding; ubiquitin protein ligase activity
Source: RefSeq, a predicted model, not a curated record